Puccinia triticina is the source of this 567-nucleotide messenger RNA. RefSeq lists its product as uncharacterized. Lineage: Eukaryota; Fungi; Basidiomycota; Pucciniomycetes; Pucciniales; Pucciniaceae. The transcript has 2 exons. The record is from RefSeq and is a predicted model, not a curated record. The coding region runs from base 1 to 567 and encodes 188 amino acids.
AUGCCGCCUCAGUUCCGCACCCGUUCUCCAAUUCUGGAAGAUGAGGAUGGUAUGACCAUCAGAGCGGGACACCGAUGCACGAUCAACACAUCCUUAGACAUUUACAUCCCUAAUUCAACUGGACAAGGGCCAUGGUGGACCCGAGUAUUUUUGCCACAUGCAGUGACGCUAGAUGUAGUAGCAAAAGAGACACAGUUCGAGGACUUUGUUGCGGACGUGGCGGCCGCUUGCGACAAAAUCUCACCUGGGGCUGGGGCGGUUCUCAUGGACUCCUUCAACACGAUGGGCCGGGUAGGACAGCUGGUCUUCUGGAAUGCCAUCAUCCCUGGCUGCGAGGAUAUGGACUUUGAUGAUGACUUCCAAUUGUCCUACUGGGGCAAUUUCGACGACUGGUUGACGAGCGCAAUUACCGUAGGAACCCGGUCACUUGAGCUCAAGAUUCAAAUGCUCCAACCAUACGAUCCAUAUAGCAGGCAGAUGAGCAACCCAUUUUGGAGAAGGGUUGAGCUCCGCGAUCCUUCUUGGAGUAUGGUUGAGGCCCGAGAACGUCGGACGAACCUCACUUGA